AUGAAUUAGAAAAGCAAUAAGGUUUCUCCAAAUUAGAAAACAAUGGGAUUUAGAUUUAAUUGUGCUAUCAAUUUAGAACUGCUUAAAAAGUCAACUCGAAUGGCCUUGCUCAAGAUGAAAUACUAAAUGCCUGAAGAAUCAGAUCGAAUUAAAAUGAGAAAACGAAGCUUAAUCUUUGCAAAAAGUUAAUUGGAAUCAGAAAAGAAACCCUCUCCCUCUAAAAGCAAAUUUUUCGACACCAUUAAAACUAGAUGUAGCUCGAUUGCUGAUGACAAUAAUCAAAUGCCAACUAAAUUGGUGUUCUAAAAAUACUCGAAACAAUUAGACAAUAUUAAUUAUGGCAAUCCUUAGAUCUUUCAAUCGGCUUGUUCUUAGAAGGAGUAGAGCGAUACUCUGAUUUUCCCUUUUCAAAGAUCUAUUUAUCCAUAAAGGAAACUCGUAAGAAAGCAAAGAGCUGAGACUUAAUAUACAAUUAAUAGUUCAAUUAAUUAACCUAGUCCCAACAAUGCAAAAAUAAAGGUCAAGUCCCUUAUCGCCAUAUAAGAGAGAUUUGGAGCGACUGGAUGGGAAGUGGAACCGUCAGAUGACCUAUGA
Paramecium tetraurelia is the source of this 594-nucleotide messenger RNA. RefSeq lists its product as uncharacterized. The record is from RefSeq and is a predicted model, not a curated record. The transcript has a single exon. NCBI's taxonomy places the organism in Eukaryota, Ciliophora, Oligohymenophorea, Peniculida, Parameciidae.